CACUGGCCAGGCUCUGAGCAUCUUCCUGGGCCACGGAGGCUUCACUCCCCCGCCCCAAGACUCUCCUUUUGUAAAUGGGCCUUGCUCUACAGCGAAGUCAGUCCUCAACGCCUGCCUCCGUCUCCCCGCCCGCGCGCUGCAGUCCCCAGCCCCCAGCCCCCAGCAUGCGGCUGCAGGACAGUGGCGUCCAGUACAGCCGGUGGGAUGACAGCAGCCGGGAUGAAGUCAAAGUGGCGGCUGUGUCCAGCACAGAAGAGGCCUCGAGCUGGGAGAGCUGUCACCCUAGGUUCUCCCAGAAGCUGCGCUCCGGCAAGCUGGGCCUCGCCAUGAAGGCGCUAGUGGGCAUGGCCGUCUUCUGGGCCAUCUUCAUCCUGGGCUACAUCACCGGCUACUUCGUGCAUUAGUGCAAAUUAACUGCUGGCUCCAUGCGAUUGGAGGCACAGGUAGGGAGGGUCCCCGUAUACAAGAACCCCACCAUAUGCACAGACCCUCCCACACACGGACGCCCAAAGACACGAGUCCCUUGGGGCCAGCCGA
Molecule: messenger RNA, 537 nt
Organism: Hipposideros armiger (great roundleaf bat)
Lineage: Eukaryota; Metazoa; Chordata; Mammalia; Chiroptera; Hipposideridae
Gene: SMIM1
Product: small integral membrane protein 1 (Vel blood group)
Exons: 3
Coding region: 75-404 (109 amino acids)
Source: RefSeq, a predicted model, not a curated record